AUGUCGCUUGGAUCAGAACCCACUAUCGUCCCUUCCUCGGCCGCGCCGAAUGGCAGCUUGAACGGUACUUCUACGCCUGUGCCCCAGCGGGCUGCGGCGGGGGGUGCGGGCGGCGCUGGGACGUUUGGCGUCAAGACGGGUCUUGCGCAGAUGCUGAAGGGAGGUGUGAUCAUGGACGUUAUGAACGUCGAGCAGGCCAAGAUCGCCGAAGAGGCCGGAGCUUGUGCCGUCAUGGCUCUUGAGCGUAUUCCCGCCAACAUCCGUCGUGAUGGCGGUGUCGCCCGGAUGUCCGACCCCGGUAUGAUCAAGGAGAUCAUGGCUGCUGUCUCCAUCCCCGUCAUGGCCAAAGUCCGUAUUGGACACUUUGUCGAGGCGCAGAUCCUCCAGGCUGUCGGUGUGGACUACAUCGACGAAUCCGAGGUCCUCACUAUGGCCGACGACAAGCACCACAUUGGCAAGCACGUCUUCAAGGUGCCCUUCGUCUGUGGAUGCAAGAACCUCGGCGAGGCUCUCCGACGUAUCUCUGAGGGUGCUGCUAUGAUCCGCACCAAGGGUGAGGCCGGAACCGGUGAUGUCGUCGAGGCCGUCAAGCACCAGCGCGCCGUCAUGGCCGACAUUCGCAAGGCUGCCGCCAUGUCGGAUGAUGAGCUCUACGCAUUCGCCAAGGACCUCGCUGUGCCUUACCACCUCUUGAAGGAGACUGCCCGUCUCAAGCGAUUGCCCGUUGUCAGCUUCGCCGCUGGAGGUGUCGCCACCCCCGCUGAUGCCGCCCUGAUGAUGCACCUCGGAUGCGACGGUGUCUUUGUCGGAUCCGGUAUCUUCCUCUCCGGCGACCCGGCCAAGCGCGCCCGCGCCAUCGUCCAGGCCGUCACCCACUACAACAACCCCGCGAUGCUCGCCGAGUGCUCGACCGGUAUCGGAGAGGCCAUGGUCGGUAUCAGCGUGGCUGCGGAGGGUGAGCGGAUGCUCGGCGGCAAGAUGUCCAACCGAGGUAUCUAG
Dioszegia hungarica is the source of this 999-nucleotide messenger RNA. RefSeq names its product SOR/SNZ family-domain-containing protein. The record is from RefSeq and is a predicted model, not a curated record. The transcript has 8 exons. Gene Ontology annotation, molecular function: amine-lyase activity. The coding region runs from base 1 to 999 and encodes 332 amino acids. Gene Ontology annotation, biological process: pyridoxine biosynthetic process; amino acid metabolic process; pyridoxal 5'-phosphate biosynthetic process. Lineage: Eukaryota; Fungi; Basidiomycota; Tremellomycetes; Tremellales; Bulleribasidiaceae.